This is a messenger RNA of Scylla paramamosain (green mud crab), 3317 nucleotides long. RefSeq lists its product as uncharacterized. The coding region runs from base 403 to 3207 and encodes 934 amino acids. Lineage: Eukaryota; Metazoa; Arthropoda; Malacostraca; Decapoda; Portunidae. Gene Ontology annotation, molecular function: lipid binding. The transcript is spliced from 9 exons. The record is from RefSeq and is a predicted model, not a curated record.
UUUUUUUUUUUUUUAUCAGUCUUCGCUCAAAUGAACACCAAUCAUAGGUAGAAAUAAUGAAAAAGACCACAAAUGCUUCAAGUGAAGAGACAUGUUGCAUAACAGUGGAGAGUAGUAAAAAAAUAAGAGAAAAAUAAGAUACAGAUAGUUGAGUCGGCGAAGCAGCGAAUGUCGUCUGUUGUGAAGUGAGCGCCACCACCAACAGCACCGCUGCGACGCUACACUCACAAAUACCUCCGUCUGACCCACUGACAUAUCCCCACCGGCUCAGUUUCUUGUAGUUUUCAUGAGAACACACCUAUUAAGAGUGAACCGGCUGAUGAAAGUGAACGUAAAACUCAAAAUAAUGGGAGCGGAAGCAGCCGGCGACGUGUAAGGUCAUCCUCGUGGGUUACCAGAAGGAUGCUGGGCCGAGGUCACCUGUGGCGGGGGCAGAGGGUGUGCUGGAGUGGGCUGAGGGGCCUGGGACGGUAUCCUACUGGAGUGAGGACUGGGCCCGUCAGACACAAGCACUGGCCCUCUGACUCCCCAUGGAGGCCCACCCUGCCCAGGCAACCACUUAAAAAAGGGCUGAGUGGGUUGAGGCAGUGGAGCCUGAUGGUGCUGCUGCUAGGGCGGGAGGCAAGAGGGGAGGUGCUGGAGCAGGCCAGGGAGAUUGCCCGCUACCUGCUGUGCACAGUUGCCCGCCAGUCAGAGGUGCACACAUCCCAGAAGCUGAGGCGCACACUCCAGCUCUAUUCAGCAUACUCUCGACUCUGGGGCGAGGAGGCUGCUCGCAGCAUGCUGGCUAGCCUCCGCCGGACACUGGCUUCUAAGGGCCGCCAUCUCCUCCUCUCUGCUGUGUGCUUCUCUAACUUCAACUGGGAGCAGGAGAAGAUAUCCGAUGAACGCCUGCGGGAGUCAGCCAAACAUCUUGAGAGUGUGAGUGACCUUUGCCGAGCUACCGUUGAGUGUGACGCAUGUGGAAAGAGACAAGUCAUUGAUCAGAAGAUGUUGGACGUGGAUUACUGCAUGUGUGAUGGCAGCCUGGGGUACACGAGCGACACACGGGAGUAUGAGUCAUGGCAUCCCUUCAUCGAGAGGGAGCACCAUAUUGUGUGGCGGCAGAAGCACCCCAAGCACAGCCACCUCUUUGCCUAUAAGGUGUAUGGGAGUUAUGAUGAUGUGAGCCUGAGUUCCUUCAUGGAGACACAACUCAACAGCAACUACAGGACUGAGUGGGAUGACACAGCUCUCCAGCUGAAGGUUUUGAGCUCCCACGAAGAGUCCAACUCAGAUCUGGUGUACUGGCUAGUGAAGUUCCCUCACUUCUUUGCCAAUCGAGAUUAUGUGUUCAAGAGGCGUUUCAUUGUGAACAGUGAGAAGAGGGAAGUUGUGAUCAUGAGUGAGGCCGUGUGUCCAGAAGUGAUGCCGGAGGAGAAGGGGAUCCAUCGUGUGAAUGAGUAUUGGUCCACCAUGGUGAUCCGAGCACUGGGAGACAUGGACCAGCCUGGUAUAGAGUACACACUCACCUACUUUGAUAACCCUGGGACAAGCCUGCCUCAAAGCAUCACCAACUUCAUUGCAGUCACAGGGUUUCCAAAUUUCCUCAAAAAGCUACACAUGGCAGCCCUGCAGCUUCAGUCCUUCCAUGAGAAAGGUGAGGAUGUGUAUGUCAGUCUGCCAUCAAUGCUGCGCUUCCCUGAACACUGGAGGAAGGAGUUUAAGGAACUGCCUGAACCUGAGGUGUUGAGUAGAGAAGAGUUGGGAGUAAUACCCAAACCCAGUGAAGCAGUAGCAGUAGAGGAUGACAGUCUUAAGGCUUUGACUGAAGAGGAUGUACCAGGUGAAAGUCAAGAGAAAAUAUCAGAAGUUGUCUCCUUACCUGUUACAUCUGUAGUUGUGGAAGACACAAGCACUGAAGCUGAAACACUUGAUGAAAAAAUAUGCAUGCAGGAAGAGCUGAGCAUUACAAGUGCACCUCAUGAAAUAGAUAUACACAUUGAAGAUUCCUCAGUCAGUGAUGAGAAAACCAUCAGCUCAUUGUCUCCAGAUGCACCUAAAAAGAUCACAUCUGACAAGUCCCUUCAUGUAGACAUUGGUGGCAGGAAAGUAUCAAUAGAUUUACUAGAAGCCAUGGAGGUGGUGGCUCCUGAUUUGGAGAAGAAAUCUCUUCUGCUCAAAAAAAUUGAAGAACUGAAUGAAAGGUUGUUAAAAGGUAAUGGAGGACAAAAUGUACUCUUGCAGAAGCUACAGAAGCUAAGACACAAACUGAAGUCAUUCCACCAGGAAGCAUCAAUGAGAAGGGAGCAGUCAAUGAAACAAAUGGAGCAACUUUCCAACCGUGACCACUACCAUCACAUGAACAUUGAUGACAAAACCCUCACUCACCUUGAGAUGCUCUUUGAGGCCAUGCGGUAUGUCCUGCAGGCUGAUAAGGACAUGCGAACUGGGAAAACCUUAUUGGAAAGAAGCCCUGCAGUUCAUCACAAGGCAGAAAUAGAAGAGGACAGUCCAAAAGGAUCACAGCCAGCAGAUUUGCCAGGAUUGUCCUCAUCUCAUGCAGGAGAAGGUGCAGAUGAUCAGCCACUAGAGAGAGAUGAACCGGUGAAUGCAGCAAAGUCGAAGACAACUAAAAAGAUGAAAAAAAAAAAGAGAACACAUAAGAAAAGUCCACCACCUGAGGAUCCCCCUCCACCAGACUCAUCAGGAGGGGAGUGGCAUGAAGGGGAGACGAGGGAUAAUGCAGAUGGCAUGAAUAGUGGUGCAGGUAACUUUGCAAAUGAGUUAGGGAACAUUGGAAAGAGUGUACAUAAUGUUAAUUGUAAGGAGGAGGAGGAGAGCAGGUCAUGGUUUUCAGGUGUGAGUGUUCCAUACAUAUCUGCGUGGUGGGAGGCUGGACCCAAGCAGGAGAAUGGUUCCUCAACCCACCAGCCUGAUGUCAUGAAACCAGAGCACAAUGCAGCCUCUGAUCUUGAUGCUCAAACAAACACACUACUUUCACAGAUCUUUUAUAUGUUCACCCUUAAAUGGAUUUUUUACUCUGAGAAUGAUGAGGCUGCUUCACUCAGAGAGCAGAAGAAUGUGAAGAGUGUGCGUAGCCAGGAGGGGAGUGAGAGUGGUGAAGAAAAUGAGCGGUCCAGUGAGGCACAUUGGUACUGGUAUCCUGUUAAUGGUGCUUAUCGGGUGUAUGCCUGGGUGUUCAGUGCCUCCAGAGUGAGUGCUUGAGUGGUGUGGUGCAGUGCUCCUCCCUGUAGGUGACUUGCUUUAAUAGGAUGCUUUUUCAGCUAGUAUGAGUACGCUUCUCUCAAUGCAUAAUUUCUUAAAGCAACCACAUC